Rhagoletis zephyria (snowberry fruit fly) is the source of this 743-nucleotide messenger RNA. RefSeq lists its product as uncharacterized. Lineage: Eukaryota; Metazoa; Arthropoda; Insecta; Diptera; Tephritidae. The record is from RefSeq and is a predicted model, not a curated record.
UUGUAAUUGUUAUUUUCUAGUCAGUUAGGUCCCAAAAGUAUAGAAAACAGCUAUUGUCGCAAGAUAACUUUGCUUUUGUGAAUGUAAGCGUGAAUGGCCACAACGAACUGAAUUCACAGUGGGGAGGAACAACGUCAAGUGGGAGCCCUUGGUGGACCCCCAGAAGGUACUGAUGCCACCACUCCACAUCAAACUGGGUCUUAUAAAGCAAUUCGUCAAAGCUCUCGACAAAAAUUCUUCAGCGUUCAAGUACCUACAAGACUUGUUCCCUAAGCUCUCUGAGGCGAAAGUUACAGCCGGUAUCUUCGUUGGACCACAAAUAAAGAAAAUCUUCGAGUCUGAGGAAUUCCCCAAGAAGCUCACUCGUGUUGAGAAAGCUGCUUGGAUGAGUUUUAUGUCAGUGGUACAGGGAUUCCUAGGCAAUCACAAAGCCGCAAACUACGUGGAGCUGGUCGAAAGUCUGGUGGAGAACUACGGCAAAAUGGGCUGCAGGAUGUCUCUCAAACUCCAUAUUCUGGAUGCACAUCUUGACAAAUUCAAGGAGAACAUGGGAGCAUAUUCAGAGGAGCAAGGCGAGCGCUUCCAUCAGGAUAUAAUGGAAUUUGAGCGGCGAUACCAAGGACAAUACAAUGAGAACAUGAUGGGAGAUUACAUUUGGGGAUUGAAGUUUCCGAGGAAUAUUAGGUGGUUUCCAUACUUUUAAGGCAUAACAGACUAGGAAAUAACAAUUACAUCCCAAGGAC